Messenger RNA from Cucurbita moschata (crookneck pumpkin), 5082 nucleotides. RefSeq names its product ABC transporter C family member 2-like. Gene Ontology annotation, cellular component: membrane. The transcript is spliced from 26 exons. The record is from RefSeq and is a predicted model, not a curated record. Gene Ontology annotation, molecular function: ATP hydrolysis activity; ATP binding; ABC-type transporter activity. The coding region runs from base 378 to 4850 and encodes 1490 amino acids. Gene Ontology annotation, biological process: transmembrane transport. NCBI's taxonomy places the organism in Eukaryota, Viridiplantae, Streptophyta, Magnoliopsida, Cucurbitales, Cucurbitaceae.
AAGAACAGUCUCGUUCCACUUGAUAGAGAGUCUGGAGAGAGUUCAGAAUGUAGAGAAGAGAGACCGAUUACGAAAAUGGAGGCCAAUGCAUGGAACCCUAAGACAAUUUCAGAGAAGGAGGCUUCGCGACAUUGUGGCAAGAUUCAUAAAUGCAUUCACUGUUUUCGAAAUUCUCAGAGUUUGAAUCUGUAAGCCGUGAAAACCACCGAAACCAGUGAUUUUAUUUCACUCGGGAACUGCACGUACUGAGAAUUUCAGUUCUUCGUUUAAGGUGCUUGGAACGGAUUGUUUUGCUGUUGCAUGGAAGGAAUUUUAUGGAAUCGCUACUCGUUUAUUUUCAUCGAUUUCCUUGCCAACAUUAACAAUUGGAAUUAAGAAUGGCUAUAGAGCUGUUUGAUUGGUAUUGUCGUCCAGUUUUUGGUGGCGUGUGGACAAAUGCAGUGGAUAAUGCUUUUGGCGCUUAUACACCAUGUGCCAUUGACUCUCUGGUGGUUGUUAUUUCUCACCUGCUUGUUCUAGGUCUAUGUAUCUACAGAAUAUGGCUGAUGAAAAAGAGUUCUGCAGUACAGAGGUUUUGUUUGAAGUCAAAGAUUUACAAUUAUGUACUGUGUUUGUUGGCUGGUUACUGUACAUCUGUGCUUUUAUUCAAAUUGAUCAUGGGAAUUUCAGUCUUGAAUUUAGAUGGGCAGGCUGCACUCGGUCCAUACGAGGUUGUUGCCCUGAUAAUUCAGGCCCUUACUUGGUUCUCAAUGGUUGUAAUGCUUGUUGCUGAAACCAAAGUUUAUAUUUUUGAAUUUCGAUGGAUAAUCAGAUUUGGAGUUUUUUAUAUAUUAGUAGCGGACGGUGUGAUGCUCAACCUAAUUCUUUCGGUGAAGGAUUUGUACAAGAGAUAUGUCCUGUAUUUGUAUAUCAGUGAAGUUUUCUUCCAGGCUUUAUUUGGUGUUCUCUUGCUCCCAUAUAUACCUAACUUGGAUCCUUAUCCUGGUCAUGCCCCUCUACGUAGUGAAUCUGUUGAUGUUGCUGAAUUCGAAAGACUUCCUGAAGGAGAACAUAUAUGUCCUGAGCGGCAUGUGAAUUUGUUUUCAAAAAUAACUUUUUCGUGGAUGGAUCACAUAAUGAAGCUAGGAUACAGAAGACCACUCACGGAGAAGGAUAUAUGGAAAUUGGAUACUUGGGAUCGAACUGAAACAUUAUACAAUAACUUCCAGAAAACUUGGGCUGAAGAAUCUCAAAAAUCCAAGCCAUGGCUUCUUAGAGCAUUAAAUAGUAGCCUUGGAGGAAGGUUUUGGUUGGGUGGCCUUUGGAAGAUUGGCAAUGAUAUUUCUCAAUUUGUGGGACCUGUCAUCUUGAAUAAACUUCUUGAGUCCAUGCAACGUGGAGAUCCAUCUGGAAUGGGUUACAUUUAUGCAUUUUCAAUGCUUGCUGGAAUGCUCCUUGGAGUAUUAUGCGAUGCACAAUAUUUUCAAAAUGUGAUGCGUGUUGGUUUUCGAUUGAGGUCCACGUUGGUUGCUUCUGUUUUCCGCAAAUCCUUGAGGUUAACUCAUGAGGCACGCAAGGAGUUUCCUACUGGAAAGAUAACCAACUUGAUAACCACGGACGCUGCGACACUUCAGGAGAUAACCCAGUCACUUCACACGUUAUGGUCAGCUCCCUUCCGUAUUACGAUUGCUAUGUUUCUUCUGUACCAGCUGUUGGGAGUUUCUUCCCUUCUUGGUGCACUGCUGCUAUUUCUUUUAUUUCCAAUACAGACACUUGUAAUCAGCGAAUCACGGAAACAGUCCAAAGAGGGAUUGCAACGCACAGACAAGAGAGUUGGUCUCAUGAAUGAGAUUUUAGCUGCAAUGGACACAUUGAAAUGUUAUACAUGGGAGAAAAGCUUUCAGUCGAAAGUACAAAGUAUCCGAAAUGAUGAGUUGUCAUGGUUCCGCAAGGCAUCACUUCUUGGAGCGUUAAAUAGCUUCAUACUGAAUAGCAUUCCUGUUUUGGUGACUGUGACUGCUUUUGGAUUAUUCACGGCUUUUGGGGGAGACUUGACUCCAUCUAGAGCAUUUACGUCACUUUCACUAUUUGCAGUGCUUCGGUUCCCUCUACUCAUGCUUCCUAAUAUAAUAACUCAGGUGGUAAAUGCUAAAGUAUCACUAAAGCGACUAGAGGAGCUACUUCUUGCUGAAGAGAAAGUCUUACUUCCAAACCCACCAUUAAAUCCAAAACUUCCGGCCAUCUCAAUCAAGAAUGGAUACUUUUCUUGGGAUUCAAAGGCUGAGAAGCCCACGCUAUCAAACAUCAAUUUGGACAUACCAGUUGGUAGCUUGGUCGCAAUUGUUGGAAGUACAGGGGAGGGAAAGACAUCACUAAUAUCAGCCAUGCUUGGAGAACUUCCUCCAGUUGCAGAUUCUAGUGUUAUUAUUCGGGGAAGUGUUGCUUAUGUUCCACAAAUUGCAUGGAUUUAUAAUGCUACAGCACGUGAUAAUAUAAUAUUUGGUGGUGUCUUUGAUUCUGCCAGAUACGAGAAGACAAUAGACGUAACUGCGUUACAGCAUGACUUUGAUUUACUUCCCGGUGGUGAUCUGACUGAAAUUGGGGAAAGAGGAGUGAAUAUUAGUGGUGGUCAGAAGCAAAGAGUUUCCUUGGCUAGGGCCGUGUACUCCAAUGCUGAUGUGUACAUUUUUGAUGAUCCCUUGAGUGCUCUUGAUGCUCAUGUGGCUAGAGAGGUUUUUGAAAAAUGCAUUAGGAAAGAACUAAGAGGGAAAACGAGAGUUCUUGUGACCAACCAACUGCAUUUUCUCUCACAAGUUGACAGAAUUAUCCUUGUUCAUGAAGGUGUGGUGAAGGAGGAAGGGACAUAUGAGGAACUUUAUGAAAAUGGCGAGUUGUUCACAAGGUUAAUGGAAAGUGCAGGUAAAUUGGAAGAGGAAAAGGAAGAAGGUGAAAUCAGUGAUACUAAAAAAUCAUCUGAAUUUCCUGCUGAUGUGAUGGUAAAUGAUUUUAAAAAGGAUGCUAAUCCUUCAAAAAAUCGUAAAGCACAAAAAUCUGUUCUUAUUAAACAGGAAGAAAGAGAAACAGGUGUCGUCAAUUGGAACGUUUUAGUGCGAUACAAGAAUGCAUUAGGAGGCCUAUGGGUGGUUAUUGUACUCCUCUUAUGCUAUGUUCUAUCAGAAACUCUUCGAAUAUUUAGAAGCCUAUGGUUAAGCAAAUGGUCGGACGAAGGCAAUAUCGAUCCUAGUGAAACAUUGUACUACAACACGAUAUACGCGGGCCUGUCAUUUGGUCAGGUAGUGGUGACACUGUUGAAUUCUUAUUGGCUGAUCAUAUCAAGCCUGUAUGCAGCCAAAAGGUUGCAUGAUCUAAUGCUUACUUCUAUUUUAAAAGCUCCAAUGGUAUUCUUCAACACCAAUCCACUUGGGAGGAUAAUAAAUCGAUUUUCAAAGGAUCUUAGUGACAUUGACAGGAGUGUUGCCUCGUUUUUCAACAUGUUCUUGGGGCAAAUUUCACAACUCCUUUCUACAUUCAUCUUGAUAGGGUUCAUGAGCACUUUAUCAUUGUGGGCAAUCCUUCCUCUUCUGUUAUUGUUUUAUGCGGCCUAUUUAUACUACCAGAGCACAGCUCGAGAAGUAAAGCGUCUAGACUCCAUAAGUAGAUCUCCUGUUUAUGCACAAUUUACUGAAGCUUUAAAUGGCAUUUCAACUAUUCGUGCAUAUAAAGCUUAUGAUAGAAUGGCUGAGAUUAAUGGGAAAUCCAUGGACAAUAAUAUUAGAUUUACGCUCGUAAACAUGAGUGGAAAUCGAUGGCUUGGAAUCCGUUUAGAAACCAUGGGUAGUCUUAUGAUAUGGCUUACAAUAACCUUUGCUGUGAUGCAGAAUGGCAGGGCAGAAAAGCAGCAGGCAUUUGCAUCCACCAUGGGUAUUUUACUUAGCUAUGCUUUAAAUAUUACCUCUUUGCUUAGAGGUGUACUAAGGCUCGGAAGUGCGGCUGAGAACAGUUUGAACUCCGUCGAGCGUGUUGGGACGUACAUAGAUUUACCUUUAGAAGCUCCAUCAAUUAUUGACACCAAUCGCCCCCCUCCUUGGUGGCCUAAUUUGGGAGUUAUCAAAUUUGAGGAUAUUGUCUUAAGAUACAGGCCUGAGCUCCCAACAGUGUUGCAUGGUCUAUCUUUCACAAUUUUUUCGUUUGAAAAGGUCGGAAUAGUGGGACGAACUGGUGCAGGAAAAUCAAGCAUGUUAAACGCCUUAUUUCGUAUCGUUGAACUGGAAAGGGGGAAAAUAUUGAUAGAUGGUUUCGAUGUUGCAAUGUUCGGGCUAUUAGAUUUAAGAAAAGUCCUUGGGAUUAUACCACAGUCACCUGUUCUUUUUUCGGGAACUGUUAGGUUUAAUCUAGAUCCAUUCAACAAUCAUAGUGAUGCUGAUCUUUGGGAAGUUUUGGAGAGGGUACAUUUAAAGGAUUUCAUAAGGAGGAGUACGUUUGGCCUGGACACCGAGGUUUUGGAGUCUGGGGAGAACUUUAGCAUUGGACAAAGGCAACUGCUAAGCCUUGCCCGAGCGCUUCUUCGUAGGACGAAAAUUAUGGUUCUUGAUGAAGCAACUGCGGCUGUUGAUGUUCGAACUGAUGCUUUAAUUCAGAAAACUAUAAGGGAAGAGUUCAAAUCUUGUUCAAUGCUUAUUAUUGCACACAGAUUGAAUACCAUCAUAGAUUGUGAUCGGAUCCUUGUACUUGAAGCUGGUCGGGUUUUGGAGUAUAACACUCCCAAACAACUGUUAUCAAAUGAACACAGCGCUUUCUCCAAGAUGGUUCAGAGUACAGGAGCUGCCAAUGCCCAAUACUUACGUACCUUAGUUCUUGAACCAGCCGGAUAGACAACAUUGUUACUUGAUGCUGCUAUUAAAUUGUUGUGAAAUCAUCGCAUUCUUGCACUAAUACAUCAUUUUUAUAGAGAUUUGUGACAUUGAUGUACAAGUUGAGCGACGGAUUUGAGUUGAAUUGAGUUAGAAAUCGCACGAUCAUAGGUUUUUGAAAAGUUCGAAUGCCAUGAAGAAGGGUGAUUGUAGUAUGUUUUGUAUUUGUUUUAAUCCGUUUUCCAGUUUUGAU